Molecule: messenger RNA, 5343 nt
Organism: Vombatus ursinus (common wombat)
Lineage: Eukaryota; Metazoa; Chordata; Mammalia; Diprotodontia; Vombatidae
Gene: ABCA4
Product: ATP binding cassette subfamily A member 4
Exons: 39
Biological process (GO): transmembrane transport; lipid transport
Cellular component (GO): intracellular membrane-bounded organelle; membrane
Molecular function (GO): ATP hydrolysis activity; ABC-type transporter activity; ATP binding
Source: RefSeq, a predicted model, not a curated record
UGUUUGACUCUGGAUAAAUUUGAAAGCUAUGAUGAUGAAAUCCAGCUCACCCACCGAGCCCUCUCCCUUCUGGAGCAGAAUCGAUUUUGGGCUGGAGUGGUGUUCUCUGAUAUCUACCCCUGGAACAGCUUGCCCCCACAUCAUGUGAAGUACAAGAUCCGCAUGGACAUAGAUGCAGUGGAAAAAACCAAUAAGAUCAAAGACAGAUACUGGGAUCCUGGUCCAAGAGCUGAUCCAGUGGAAGACUUCCGUUACAUUUGGGGCGGGUUUGCAUAUCUACAGGACAUGAUUGAACAAGGGAUUAUAAGAAGUCAGACCAAGGCAGAAGUCCCCAUUGGAGUCUAUCUGCAGCAAAUGCCAUACCCCUGCUUUGUAGAUGAUGUCUUUAUGAUCACUCUGAACCGCUGCUUCCCCGUCUUCAUGGUGCUGGCCUGGAUCUAUUCGGUUUCUAUGAUGGUGAAGAGCAUUGUCCUUGAGAAGGAGAUGAGGCUAAAGGAGACCUUGAAAAACCGAGGUGUUUCUAAUACUGUCAUCUGGUGCACGUGGUUCCUGGACAGCUUCUCUGUCAUGGCAAUGAGCACAUUCCUUUUGACAGCCUUCAUCACGCAUGGCCAAGUCCUGCACUACAGCAAUCCCGUCAUCCUCUUCCUGUUCCUCUUGGUAUUCUCCGUUGCCACCAUCAUGCAGUGCUUCCUCUUCACCGCCUUCUUCUCCAAGGCCAACCUGGCGGCAGCCUGCAGUGGCGUCCUCUACUUCACCCUCUACCUGCCUCACGUCCUGUGCUUUGCGUGGCAGGAACGUAUGACGACUCAGAUGAAGAUGAUGGCGAGCCUGCUGUCUCCUGUGGCAUUUGGGUUUGGCACUGAGUAUUUGUCUCACUAUGAAGAGCAAGGCCUCGGACUCCAGUGGGGCAACAUUGGCAAGAGCCCCAUGGAAGGGGAUGAAUUCAGUUUCUUGCUCUCCGUCAAAAUGAUGCUGAUGGAUGCAGUCCUUUAUGGCUUCCUGGCCUGGUACCUUGACCAAGUACUUCCAGGGGACUACGGAAUACCACUUCCUUGGUUUUUCCUUUUGCAAGAGUCCUAUUGGCUUGGAGGUGAAGGAUGUUCAACAAGAGAAGAAAGGGCCUUGGAAAAGAAUGAACCCGUAACAGAAGAAAUGGAAGACCCAGAUCACCCAGAGGGGAUAUAUGAUACCUUCUUUGAGAGAGAGCUCCCUGGUCUAGUCCCUGGAGUGUGUGUGCGGAAUCUGGUGAAGGUCUUUGACUACCACAGCAAGCCAGCGGUGGACCGCCUGAACAUCACUUUCUAUGAGAACCAGAUCACUGCCUUCCUUGGGCACAAUGGUGCUGGGAAAACCACCACUAUGUCCAUCCUGACCGGGCUGCUCCCUGCAACUUCUGGCACAGUGCUGAUUGGGGGCAAGGACAUUGAGACCAGCAUGGACUCCAUCCGGCAAAACCUUGGCAUGUGCCCCCAGCACAACAUACUAUUCCACCAUCUCACAGUGGCCGAACACAUCCUGCUUUAUGCACAGCUGAAGGGGAAGUCUAGGAAGGAGGCGUACCUGGAGAUGGAAACCAUGUUGGAAGACACGGGCCUUCACCACAAAAGGAACGAAGAGGCCCAGAACCUGUCAGGGGGCAUGCAGAGGAAGCUGUCAGUUGCCAUCGCCUUCGUGGGAGAUGCCAAGGUGAUAGUUUUGGAUGAACCCACCUCUGGGGUAGAUCCCUAUUCUAGGCGCUCCAUCUGGGAUCUGCUCUUGAAGUAUCGCUCAGGCCGAACCAUCAUCAUGUCCACUCAUCACAUGGAUGAGGCUGAUCUCCUUGGGGACCGGAUAGCCAUCAUUUCCCAGGGCAGGCUGUACUGCUCAGGGACUCCCCUUUUUCUGAAGAAUUGCUUCGGCACGGGUUUCUAUCUAACCUUGGUGCGCAAGAUGAAAAACAUCCAGAGCCAGGGGAAAGGCUGUGAGGACACCUGCAGCUGUACACCCAAAGGUCCAUCCAUCAGCUGCCCAAAGGUUGGAGAGAUAACGGCAGAACAAGUAUUGGAUGGAGAUAUAAAUGAGCUGAUUGAAAUGAUCCGCCACCACGUGCCAGAAGCAAAGCUAGUAGAAUGUAUUGGCCAAGAGCUUAUUUUUCUCCUCCCAAAUAAGGAUGUCAAGCAGCGGGCCUAUGCCAGCCUCUUCAGAGAGUUGGAGGAAACUCUCCCCGACCUGGGUCUCAGCAGCUUUGGGAUAUCUGACACUCCACUAGAAGAGAUUUUCCUGAGGGUCACAGGAGAUUCUGAAUCAGGAGCACUGUUUGUAGGUAACACUCAGCAGAAAGGACCAAGUUUUAGCUUUAGAAAUCCCAGUUCCAGUAGAAAUGAGAAAGCAACAAGAGGACCCCAGGCCUCCAAUGGCUCCUCAGCCCCAGAACAAACCCAUCCUGCUGAAGGCCAGGCAGGCAAGGAGCCUUCUGACAGUGGGGUGCAGCUGAACAAGGGGCCUCAGCUGCUCUGUCAGCACAUCCAGGCUUUACUCAUUAAGAGGUUCCACCGUGCCGUCCGGAGCCACAAAGACUUCCUUGCUCAGAUUGUGCUCCCAGCUGGCUUUGUGUGUUUGGCUUUGCUGCUUGCUGUCAUCAUCCCCCCUUUUGGAGAGUAUCCUCCUUUGACGCUUCACCCCUGGAUUUAUGGACAGCAGUAUACCUUCUUCAGUUCUGAACAGCCAGGCAACGAACAACUGUCAACUCUUGCUGAAGUCCUCCUGAAUAGACCAGGAUUUGGAAAUCGCUGCCUGAAAGAAGAGGUCUUCCCGAAUUAUCCCUGUGGCAAUUCAACAUCCUGGAAGACCCCCUCUGUUUCUCCUAACGUGACUCUCCUGUUCCAGAAGCAAAAAUGGACAGCAGACAACCCCUCUCCUGCCUGCAAGUGCAGCACCCGAGAGAAGCUCAUGAUGCUCCCAGAAUGCCCUGCGGGGGCAGGGGGACCCCCUCCUCCCCAGAGAGUACAACGCAGUACGGAAAUCCUGCAAGACCUCACAAACAGGAACAUCUCAGACUUCCUGGUAAAAACAUAUCCCACGCUUAUAAGAAGCAGCAUGAAAAGCAAAUACUGGGUCAAUGAACAAAGGUAUGGAGGGAUUUCUAUUGGAGGAAAGCUUCCAGUCUUCUGUAUCACUGGGGAAGACAUAGUUGGGUUUUUACGUGACCUUGGUCAACUUAUGAACGUGAGCGGGGGCCCUGCCACCCGAGAGGCCGAGAAAGAAAUGUCCAAUUUCCUUAAAUAUUUGGAAACUGAAGACAACAUUAAGGUGUGGUUCAACAACAAAGGUUGGCACGCAAUGGUUAGCUUCCUCAAUGUGGCUAACAAUGCAAUCCUGAGAGCCAAUCUGCCAAAAGACAUGGACCCGGAGGACUUUGGAAUCACCCUCAUAAACCAGCCGCUGAACCUCACCAAGGAGCAGCUCUCUGAGAUCACGGUGCUGACCACUUCCAUCGAUGCCAUGGUGGCCAUCUGUGUGAUCUUUGCCAUGUCCUUUGUCCCAGCCAGCUUUGUUCUCUAUCUGAUCCAGGAGAGAGUGAGCAAAGCAAAGCACCUGCAGUUUGUCAGCGGUGUGAGCCCAACUACCUACUGGGCCACCAACUUCCUGUGGGACAUCGUCAAUUAUGCUGUGAGUGCUGGGAUAGUGGUGGGGAUCUUCAUUGGAUUUCAGAAGCAAGCAUACACUUCCCCAAACAAUCUCCCAGCCCUGAUUGCACUGCUGUUCCUUUAUGGGUGGGCCGUCAUCCCGAUGAUGUACCCCGCCUCCUUCCUGUUUGAUGUGCCCAGCACGGCCUACGUGGCCUUGUCCUGUGCCAACCUCUUCAUCGGGAUCAACAGCACUGCCAUCACGUUUGUCCUGGAAUUGUUCGAAAACAACAGGGCAUUGCUCAGGUUCAGUGCCAUGCUGAGGAAGGCUCUGCUCAUUUUUCCUCACUUCUGUCUGGGCCGAGGACUCAUUGACUUAGCCCUGAACCAAGCUGUGAUAGAUGUCUAUGCCGCCUUUGGUGAGGAACACUGUUCAGAUCCUUUCCAGUGGGAUAUGAUUGGGAAGAACUUGGUUGCCAUGGCGGUGGAAGGGGCGGUCUACUUCACUCUGAACCUGCUUCUCCAGCACCACUUCUUCCUCACCAGAUGGAUUGCUGAGCCUGCUAAACAACCUAUCACUAAUGAAGAUGAUGAUGUGGCUGAAGAAAGACAAAGAAUUCUUAGUGGAGGCAAUAAAACUGAUAUCUUGAGGCUACAUGAGCUCACCAAGAUUUAUUCAGGCAACACAAGCCCAGCAGUGGACAGGCUGUGUGUUGGUGUUCGCCCUGGAGAGUGCUUUGGUCUCCUGGGAGUGAACGGUGCUGGUAAGACCACCACAUUCAAGAUGCUCACUGGAGACAUCACAGUGACCUCAGGAGAUGCCACUGUGGCGGGAAAGAGUAUUUUAACCCAAAUUUCUGAAGUCCACCAAAAUAUGGGCUAUUGCCCUCAGUUUGAUGCUAUCGACGACCUGCUCACAGGCCGAGAACAUCUGCAUCUCUAUGCCCGUCUCCGUGGUGUUCCAACAGACGAUAUCAAAAGGGUGGCAAACUGGUGCAUUCAGAGCCUGGGUCUGUCUUCCUAUGCAGACCACGUGGUAGGCAGCUACAGUGGGGGUAAUAAGCGGAAGCUCUCCACGGCCAUCGCUCUGAUUGGCUGCCCACCUCUGGUGUUGCUGGAUGAGCCCACCACAGGGAUGGACCCACAGUCCAGGCGACUGCUAUGGAACACCAUCGUCAGCAUCAUCAGGGAAGGGAGAGCGGUUGUCCUGACAUCACACAGCAUGGAAGAAUGUGAAGCCCUGUGUACUCGGCUGGCCAUCAUGGUGAAAGGAACCUUCAAGUGCCUAGGCACUAUACAGCACCUCAAAUACAAGUUUGGGGACGGCUACAUCGUCACGAUGAAGAUCAAGCCCCCCAAGGUGGGCUUGCUGCCAGACCUGAACCCAGCCGAGCAGUUCUUACAGGCAAACUUCCCAGACAGCGUACAGAGGGAGAGACACUAUAACAUGCUCCAGUACCGCAUCUCCUCCCCCUCGCUGGCCAGGAUCUUCCAGCUGCUCAUUUCCAACAAGGACAGCCUACACAUCGAGGAAUACUCAGUCACACAGACCACGCUGGACCAAGUAUUUGUGAACUUUGCUAAACAGCAGACAGAAGAGGAUGAUUUUCCCUUACACCCCCGUGCAGCUGGAGCCAUCCCAGAUGCCAAGGUCUGCUGAAGUGCCCGUGCAUCACUGCUUGCUUCCUACAGCAAGAAAGGAAUGAUUGGCAUCCGGAGACUGGGAUAAUCCUUG